Messenger RNA from Saccostrea echinata, 1532 nucleotides. RefSeq names its product sex peptide receptor-like. Gene Ontology annotation, cellular component: membrane. The record is from RefSeq and is a predicted model, not a curated record. Gene Ontology annotation, biological process: G protein-coupled receptor signaling pathway. Bases 347 to 1426 code for a protein of 359 amino acids. NCBI's taxonomy places the organism in Eukaryota, Metazoa, Mollusca, Bivalvia, Ostreida, Ostreidae. The transcript is spliced from 2 exons. Gene Ontology annotation, molecular function: G protein-coupled receptor activity.
UCCGUGGAGCGAUUCGCUGACAGUAUGACGUUAGAUGCUCUCGGUAAGCCUCUAGAGCUUAUCUUUCACGUAUCUCCUCUGAUCCAAGGACCGACUUCUGGGAAGUCUGCUAUAAUUAACUAAUAGUAUUGAUGAUUAUACUUGUGAAAUCCCAUGAUGGGGCUCAUUUACUGACCAAAAUGACCAAAGUGACGGCGGACGGCACCGGGUAGGCAUUGGUUUCAUGACUGCACUUUGAGCUAAAGGGGCCAUUUGUCUUGCAGACACAGUUAAUGAAAUAGUGUGUGGGAAUUCCUUAUGUGAUCUUUUCCUUCUUAACGGUGUCCUGGUUCUGAGACCUAGAGUCAUGAUAAAUCAGAGCUCUGAUGAAGACCAGAACUAUACCACGUUUUACUUUUGUGAUCCCUACCCCUACAAGGAAGCUUUCAUAUUCUAUGGAAUUCUGUACCCCGCCAUAGCCAUCCUAAUGGUCAUCACAAACGUGAUCGUAGUGGGAGUCUUCCUGAGACAGAAGAAAAAGUCCCCCACCACCACGUUACUCAUUGGUUUGGCCAUUGCCGAUGCAGGGGUCGGGGCGGUGACUGUCCCCCUACAUAUUUACUAUCAUAGCCUUCAGAACUACAUGUUUACGAUGGAAUACCCUGGAUGCAUUUACUAUCACGCGGCGCCGGUGGUGUCUACCAUCCUCCACACAGUGUCUGUAUGGGUCACAACCGUUCUAGGUGUCCAGAGGUAUUUGGUCAUAUCUCAUCCUUUCCUAGGGCCAAAAUACUGUACGAUAAAAGUGUCUGUGAUUGUUCUUAUAUGUGUUUACAUUCUGGCCACUGUUAUGUACUUUCCACAAUUCUUUUAUCUUCAGUAUAAGGAGACACACGUUGAUAACGGGUACGGGUAUAUGGUUUACGUGUGUGAAUGUUGGCAAACGGAAGUACCCGCCCAAUACGAAAAUAAAUUAAAAAUUCUGAAAUUAUCCCUCGCCAAGUUGAUUCCUUGCAUUAUUCUGACUAUCACGACCAUUCUACUUGUUAAAAGACUCGACACGGAAGUAAGAAAAUCUGGAAGCCUGCAUGCAGACCACCAGAGGCAAGAAGGUGAAUCCCGAGAAACGCGGCUUAUUCGGAGAACCUCGCUUAUGAUUGUCGUCAUAGUUAUAUGUUGUUUGGCGGUGGAAGUUCCAAAUGGAUUACGACUUCUUAUUAAAACUAUAAAUGCUGAAGCUAUUGAUCCGGAAACGGACCUUUUCUUAAUAGCCGUUCUUAAUGUUUGUACUCUUCUUAACUUUCAUAUUAAUUUUUGGAUUUACGUUUGUCUUAGCCAGGAGUUCAGGAGGAUUUUGAGAGGAUUUUUCUGUCGAUGGAAUGUGAAAUAUCAAAAGGUACAUUUGAUAAGCCAAGGUUCUAUGAAAACUACGACGGAAAACUUGUAGCAUAACGUUGUGCAUUAGUUAUAAAUCUGACAGUUUCCAUAUAAAUCAAGCUUGACAGUCGCAUGUUUCAUUUUGGUUUCAGCAGCAAAUAAAGUGUAGUAAUGUU